AUGACAAAAGGGGAGACAGAGAAGAAGUAUGCCAUGUUUUUUGCAGGGCUGACUCUGUUGCAGUCUCUCCGUGUGGCUUUAACUGGAGCAAAGUUUGCACUUGAUAGAUUUAAAAUUCCUCAACAACAUGCCAGUUCGUUCAUUAACAUGGUCCAUAAUCCUAUGGAACUGGCAACGUUUACUGGCAUUUUUAUUGGGACUAUUAUAGCGCUAAUUUGGUUCAAUGUCUCCAAUACAUCUUUCAAGUGGUUUGCCGUAUUUACGAAUGUGACACUGUGUUUAUCCUUCAUUGUACUCCUAAUUGCAUUUAGAUCUGGAGGAGAGCAGGGCGAUCUCACCUUCUACUACUGGACCAUUGUAUUUGUCUCAUUUAUCUACGGACUUAAUGUGGCAACUGUGAUGACUGUUGGAAGUGACAAUGCCGCCUUUUUCAACAUGGGAAUUCCUCUUUCUGGUAUUCAAGUUUGCAUAUACUACUAUGUCUUCACUAAGUUGGCUGAGUGGUAUCAGUGGUCAAACGUUAGCUACAAGAUUAUAUUCUGGCAGCUAAUAAUAGCAAUAGUGAUUUCAGCACUAUCAGCUGGUCUCUGGAUUUAUGUUGCUAUUGUUAGCACUAAUGAACAAGAUAAUUCUGAUUCUGGUACUUAUUUGUCUCCAAUUUUCAUGGGCGUAGUUGGUAUGGGUGGAAUCUAUGCCUUCUACCUUGCUAUUUCUCCUUAUAAGUUGACAGAUGUUGGUACUGGUUACACUAUUGACCUGGUUGUCUUAUUCGCUAGUGCCGUUCCAGGUAUUAUUAUCGCCAUUUUAUGCCUAUUUAAAAAAGGUCCAGAUAAAAAAUGGAGCACUUAUGCUACUAAUUUUGCAUGGUGGCAUGCUGCCUGGGUGUUGGCAAUUCCACACAUUCUUGCCAUAGUUUUGUGCUUAUAUGUACUUCAUCACCCAGAUAGUGGAGUAGCUAGUUCUAUAAAAAGCAGUGGAAGACUUGUUGGACUCAUUACUGUAACCCUAAAGUUUUGUGAGGAAGGGUUAAAAGCAGUAUCAUAUGCUGGAGCUGGUGCACAUGGUGGUACCAUUUCCUCUGUUAAUGUCUUAUUAGCACAGUUUUUAAUGAUCGUUUUGGCCUUUACUGGAGACGGUUACCUAAAGACUUACUCUAAAUAUGAGCAUGAUAGGAGUAAGUGGCCUACUAAAGACUUUGGCUUCUGGAAGUCCUUAGGAUACUGGAUAGGAAAUGGAGUAUCUGAGGCCUGUAAGAGCGUUAAAUCAUCCUUUACCACUAAUGUCAGAUGCAAAGUUUUGGGUAAAUCAGAAGCUUGA
Theileria equi strain WA is the source of this 1317-nucleotide messenger RNA. RefSeq lists its product as hypothetical. Bases 1 to 1317 code for a protein of 438 amino acids. The record is from RefSeq and is a predicted model, not a curated record. The transcript has a single exon. Lineage: Eukaryota; Apicomplexa; Aconoidasida; Piroplasmida; Theileriidae.